AGCAUGCCAAAACUGAGGAACCUACACCAGUCAAUCAUCAACAACCUCGACAUCCUGCAAACUCGCAAAGAUCAGCUGAUCGAAGACCACGAGCAAGAGCUGCUCCGACAGUUUCGAUCUCGGAUCGUUGAGUAUGAGGACAAGCUGAGGAGAGAACAAACAAAGCAAGAGGACGAGUCCGGCAUCCCUCGAGCAUGGGUUGAGAGGACCGCCAUGUUCGCGAGGGAUGUCGACAAACACAAAGAACAAGCUAUAAGACUUGACAGAAUCAACGAGGCUCUCAGUCAGAGAGUCGACAAGUACAAGAGCGAAUGCAAGAUGCGAGAGGACGACCGAGAGUAUCUAGUCCGACAGAUGGUGAACCUCGCAAAGGAGUAG
Molecule: messenger RNA, 378 nt
Organism: Guillardia theta CCMP2712
Lineage: Eukaryota; Cryptophyceae; Pyrenomonadales; Geminigeraceae
Exons: 3
Source: RefSeq, a predicted model, not a curated record